Molecule: messenger RNA, 1233 nt
Organism: Vollenhovia emeryi
Lineage: Eukaryota; Metazoa; Arthropoda; Insecta; Hymenoptera; Formicidae
Gene: Vti1b
Product: vesicle transport through interaction with t-SNAREs homolog 1B-like
Exons: 2
Coding region: 232-576 (114 amino acids)
Biological process (GO): Golgi to vacuole transport; regulation of protein localization to plasma membrane; retrograde transport, endosome to Golgi
Cellular component (GO): late endosome membrane; Golgi apparatus; SNARE complex
Molecular function (GO): SNARE binding; SNAP receptor activity
Source: RefSeq, a predicted model, not a curated record
AACAGACCGUUCCAGUCUCCUUAGUCGGUAUUCAUGGUUUGAAUUUCAGGGACACUGGGCUUGUCAUUUGUACGAAUUAAAGCGAAUGUGGUGUGGAAAAUAAAUACCUGUGAACAAGUGCUAUUUUUAUUGGUGAUGAUGAAAAACACAGAUAAGUUGUCAAAGUAAAAUAAAAAUUAUCAUUUCUCAGAACAGCGUUGCUGAUUAAGCUAAGCAAUUAACGUAAAGGAGAUGAAUUUUGGCGUGGAUUGGGACACUGAGCAUCGACGUAUUUUGCUGGAUGGAAAUGCAGCGUUGGAACGUUCAGCGCAAUCGGUCGCUAGAUCGCAAGCCGCUGCAGCAGAGAGCGAGCAGAUUGGUACGGAAGUGAUCUCCGAAUUGGGCGAACAGAGAGACCGUCUUUUGCGAGCAAAACGGAGAUUGUCACAAACGGACGUGGAAUUAGAUAAAACGCGAAAAAUUCUUAAUGUUAUGCGACUGAAGGUUCUGACAAACAAGAUUGUGCUAAUCGUGAUAAUAUUGCUAGAAUUAGUCAUUCUUGGUAUAAUUGUGUACUUGAGAUACUUUCACAAAUAAAUCGCCUAUCGCUAUUGAACUUAAUUAAUUAAAGCUGAAAAAAGACGUUGUGUUACACAACAUUGUACAUAUCGCUUCUGCACGAGAAAAGUGGCGCAAAUAAAAAAAAACGGUCAUUUUAGGCGAACGAUUUUAAACUUUCAAUCUGCCUGCAGAUCAUACACGGCUCAUCACAUAGUCUGCCGAUCUGUUUUAUCCUUUUCUUACCUCGAUGGAUCUUUCUCCAUAAUGUGAGAACGUAUUUUUCUUUUAAACAUUCCUUCUCUUCGCUGUUAUUAUUUUUAAACAAAAUACAAUCUUCGUAUUAAAUUUUCUUGUGGAUGAGAUUUUUGUAAUUACACCUGUAACACUUUCGAACAAAAGUACAUACGUUUCAGAGCUGAUAAGUUAUAAAAAAGACUCGUGUCUUUUGGCUCGUAUCACUUUUCUUGUGCAGUUAUGUAAUACACGUUAACAAUUAUCCGAAUAGCACAAGACUCCCUAGAAUUAUCCUGAUGUACUACAUAGGAUGUCUAGGAAACUAUCUCGAAACAUCCUGGACUGGUUUAUGAUGAUUCUGGGACGUGUUGUGUUACGCAGGUAAUAGAGUAAUGAUUAAGUGCAAUUUUUCUGUAAAAUUUAAUACAAUCAACGUGUAAACUUUAAAAUAAAUUUUUC